AUGGCCAAGCGAAAGGGCGGGCCGGGCAGGAGCAAGCUCUCCGCUGAAGAUGGCAGAGCCGUCAUUGCCGCCCGCCUCCGCAAGGACAUGUCGGCAAUGUUCGAGCUUCCAACGGUUCCGCCGACAGUGCCGCCCGCGCCACAACCAGCCGCCUUCCGUGGGACCUUAUUUGCGUACCAGCGCCGAAGCCUCGCCCGCAUGCUGGAGAUCGAGGGCGGCACAACCUUCACCGUCCAAAUCGGGGUGCGCUCAGAGACGUUCGUGCCCAAGGGUGGCGUGGUCGCCGACACGGUCGGCAUGGGCAAGACGGCUCAGCUGAUCGCGCUCCUGCUGGCGCGGCCGCCGGCGCGCGACGACGGUUCAACCCUCGCCGCGCUCGUCCUCACGCCCGAGCACCUCUGCCACCAGUGGCGGUCGGAGCUCGCCAAGUUUGCGGGCGGCGCGCUCGGCGUGCAGAUGGUCACAAACAAGGAGGAGAUGGCGGCUCUCUCGCCUGGCGCGUGGUCGGGGCGAGGUGGCGGCACCGCGCGCGUCCUCAUCGCGAGUCUUGAGCACAUCUGCCGCAACUGCGACGUCUUCGACGAGCAGCUGGCGUUCGCGCACGCCCUCGCCUUCGACCGGCUCAUCCUCGAUGAGUGCCAUGACGCCGUGCUGCUCGACGGUGGCGCGAGCAUGGGCGUGCUGCUCCACCUGCAGCGGCGCGCGCGCCGCGUCUGGUGUGUCACGGGCACGCCCUUCCCGGAGGGCGACAGAUCCGUCUUCGGCCUGCACCAGCUGCUCGGCGUCAACGUCAACUUCGUGCUCAGCAACUCGCCAUUCCUCAAGGCCAACCGGCCGCUGCCGCCCUCCCACCCUUUCGAGCAGCUGAAGAAGCUCGUGUACCUGCGUAACACGCCCGCGUCGGUCGGCAGCGAGGUCGAGGGCUCGCGGCUCGUCGAGCAGGCGCCGCACGUGAUCGAGGUGGCCACGCUCCGCUUCGCGCCCAUCGAGCGCGGCUUCUACGACGAGGCAGCUCGCCGCGCCAACACGGAGCGCGGCGGCGACUCCUUCUCCGCGCGCUUCGACGCGCUGCGCCGGCUGUGCUGCCACCCAGCCGUGGCGGCCGGCUGGUCGGAGCGCCUCAGCAGCGAGGCCGAACAGCGGCGGCAGAGCGGCAUGCAGCUGCUCUCGCUGGACGAGAUGCGUUCGCGUAUGGUCUCGUGGAAGGCGGAGGAGAUUGGCCGGGCGCGCCAAGCGCUCCAGACGCACACACGCCAGGCGGCGGCGGCCUGCGCCGCGGCCAAGCUCGUGAUAGAGGCGUGCCCGCGCCUCGCCGACGCCCCGGGCGCUGAGCGCGCCCGCGAGAGGCGGCCUGCGGUGCGCCUCUGGCGGUGCAUCGACUACUACGGGCAGCGCGGCGCAUACCACGAGGAGCGGCUGUCGGGUGCGCGCGCAUGGGCGGCGUCGCUCGACGAGCAGAGCGCGCGAGCCUUUCUGCUGACGACGCACGACUGGCUCGCGACGAGCAACGAGGCGUCGAUCGCAGCCUCGCGGGAAAGGAUCUCGCGAGCCGAGCGCGAGCUUCGCUACUUCCAGGACGAGGUGAGUCGGCAGAUUGAGGCGUGCGGCAACGAGGGCGACGAGGGAGGCGGCACCUGCGUCAUCUGCAUGGACGUGCCGGAGGGCGAGGUUGGGGUGCUGCCGUGCGGCCACUGCCCGGGCUGCGCCGUGUGUGUGCGCUCGUGGGUCGCCCAGGCGGCGGCUUGCCCGACCUGCCGCCGCGCUGCCACGGUGGAGCAAAUCAGCUUCGUCGCGCUCGGUGCCGCCGCCGCCGCCCCCACCGCCGUCGCCGCCGCCGCCGCGACCGUCGCCUCGGCAGCGGUGCAUCCGGUCGAUCCGGACAAGGUGGAGCGCUGGGGCACGAAGCCGGCGGCGAUCAUCCAGCACCUGCAGGAGGUGCUAGGCGAGGCGGGGAGCCGCGCGAUCGUCUUCUCCGCCUUCGACGAGUGCCUCGCGCGCCUCGCGAUCACGUUCGCCGACGCGGGCGUGCGAGCCGUGCGGUGCGAGGGCGACGCCGCCGCGCGGCACGCGGCGAUCGCAGCCUUCUCCGACGUGAGCGCGGCCAACGGCCCGCGCGUCCUCCUGCUCAGCUCGAAGCACAAUGCAAGCGGGACCAACCUGCAGUGCGCCAACCACGUCCUCUUCGUCGAGCCGCCCGGCACCAACGCCACCCACGGCCUGUCUGUCGAGACGCAGGCGAUCGGGCGCACGCUCCGCCUUGGGCAGACGCGGCAGGUGCGCGUCAAGUACUUCAUCGUCGAGGACUCGAUCGAGCAGGACAUCUACGCUGCCCUGCAGCGCGUGCGCGACGCAGCAUCAACCACCGCGGCGCCCCCCGCCUCGUCUGGCCCUGCAGACUCGGCUGAGGCCGCGGAGCAGCUUUCAAUGGAUGCCUCCACGGCUGUCGCACACGCCACCGCCGCCGUCACACCCACCGCCGCCGUCGCCGGCGCCUACUCCAACAACACCGGCCCCGGCACACCGGCCGCUGUCGAGACCUCGGCCGCCUCCUCUGCGCGCGCAGCCACUUCAGUUUCCCCGCUGUCGUCAGAGGAGGACGAGCCGGACGUCAACCUGACGCAGCAGUCGUCUCGGACAAUGGAGGCGACGCUCGACAGCGAUCCCGAGGUCCAAGCCGUCCUGCUGCCCUCCCUCUGCUCGUGCCUCCGCUCCGAGCUUGGGCUGCACCAGGCAGACGACGCCGCCACGCUACAGCGCGCGUGCGAGGUCGUCGGCGUCCCGCAGGCGGGCACGCCGCUCCGCCGCGCGCGGGCUUGCCUGGAGGCGCUCUGUGGAGGGGAUUGGUGA
Messenger RNA from Emiliania huxleyi CCMP1516, 2847 nucleotides. RefSeq lists its product as hypothetical. The record is from RefSeq and is a predicted model, not a curated record. The transcript has a single exon. Bases 1 to 2847 code for a protein of 948 amino acids. NCBI's taxonomy places the organism in Eukaryota, Haptophyta, Isochrysidales, Noelaerhabdaceae. Gene Ontology annotation, molecular function: ATP binding; ATP-dependent chromatin remodeler activity.